Zasmidium cellare ATCC 36951 is the source of this 2811-nucleotide messenger RNA. RefSeq lists its product as uncharacterized. The transcript is spliced from 3 exons. Bases 1 to 2811 code for a protein of 936 amino acids. The record is from RefSeq and is a predicted model, not a curated record. Gene Ontology annotation, molecular function: CoA-ligase activity. Lineage: Eukaryota; Fungi; Ascomycota; Dothideomycetes; Mycosphaerellales; Mycosphaerellaceae. Gene Ontology annotation, biological process: biosynthetic process; secondary metabolic process.
AUGUUGUCAAAACCGUCGAGCCCUCAACACAUUUUUGAACUGCUGGAAGACGCGGCAGCAGCAGGCAAUGACAAUGGCUUGCUUUUCCUCGAUCGUGGAUGGAGUGAGGCUCCGUCGAGGGUAACGUACGCAGAGCUUUACGAGCAAGCAAAGAUCAAUGGAUCUCGAUUGGUCAAUGCCGGCAUUGUGGAGAAGGGUUCGAUAGCCAUCACGUACUUCGAGACCCAUUGGGAAAACGUACUUUGGUUCUGGUCCGUCACCGCAGCAGGAGGCAUCUGUGCUGUGCUCAAUCCAGUCUCCAAUGAGCCCAAGACAGCUGCUGGCCAGCUGGACAAUCUCAAGUCGUUGUUCGGCGAUGCUCCUGUACUGACGACACACAAGCUGUCUGCAUUCUUUGCCUCUCGAAAGCUCAAUGUCAAGACUGUCGAGCAAAUCGACAAACGAAAAUCCGACAAUGGCGCCAUUUCCAGCGGACUGUCAAAGAUUAGCCGUGAUGAUAUUGCGGCAAUUCUGUUUACUUCGGGGAGCACUGGGCAUUCCAAAGCCGUCCAGUAUUCGCAGGCUCAAUUGAUUCGUUCUGUGGAGGCUAAAUCUUCACAUCUGUCGACGUACGACAAGACGUUUAUGUCCUGGAUCUCAUUCGAUCAUUCGGCCUGUUUCUGCGAAGUCCAUCUCCAAGCCAUCUAUAAUGGCACAGACCAGGUGUUUCUUCCCACAUCGGACCUGGUGCUUGAGCCGUAUCGAUUCUUCCAUGUGUUGAGUCAAUACAAGAUCGGCUACACAUUCUCGCCGAACUUCUUCCUGGCAGUUGCAGCAAAGUCACUGGAGAGCCAGCCGGAUGGCGUGGAUGGUGUUGACCUGAGCCAUCUUUCGGUCAUCAUGUGUGGUGGCGAAGCAAAUCGAACAACGACACUCCACGCCACUGACAGGAUCCUUCGACAAUGUGGAGCUCCACCGCAUACCAUCAAGGCCGCGUAUGGGUUGAGUGAGACAUGCUCUGCAUGUUACUACAACCUCGAAAGUCCAGACUACGACGUGCGGAAUGGCAACACCUUCGCCAGCGUUGGAAAGCAUCUUCCUGGAGUUAUGGAGGUGAAAAUCGUCAGCCGCGAGGACGAUGAUCAGGCCAAUCCGGAUGAAGGGCUCGUAUUUGUUCGCGGAGACGUCAUCUUCAAAGGCUAUUAUAACAACCCAACCGCAACGGCGGCAUGUAUGACCGACGAUGGCUGGAUGAACACGGGCGACAUUGGCAGAAUCGAUGCCGAAGGUAACCUCCAUCUUCUCGGCCGCCAGAAAGAGGUUCUCGUCCUGAACGGCAACAACUACUCGUCGUUCGAGAUCGAGUACGCCCUAGAGACUGCGGGUAUAUCGGGCCUGGAAGUCUCAUAUACCGCUGCCUUUUCGACCUGGGACCAGGAAAGGAACUCAGAGGCGGUGGUAAUCCUGUUUAAUCCAACGGAGGCCGCUAUUGGACCUAAGAAUAUGCGAGCCACUCUUCAAGCCAUUGACAAGUGCGUUUUCACCGUCUGUGCACAGAAACCAUUGCACGUCAUUUCUCUGCCCAAGGUGUUAAUGCCCAAAUCAACGAUUGGGAAGCUGUCUCGGGCGAAGUUAAAGCAGUCUUUCGAGACCGGAGGAUUCAAUGACUACAUCCUCGGCCUUGACCAGGCUGCCAACGCGGCCAGUGAUCAAAAGACGACCAAUGGGGCCCGCUCUCUGGACUCGCUGCCUCCACUGCAGAGAGAAAUUGCGCAAAUCUACGCAGGAAUCGUUAAUGUGCCACCAGAGGAUCUCAUAGGACCGGAUGCUCUGCUUUCGUCCGGUAUCAACAGUCUGGGAUUCAUGCGGUUGAAGAAGGCUCUCGAGAAGGGCCUCAAGAUUCACCAGGAAAUUCCGAUGCCGUUGCUGCUCCGAUGUCACUCGCUCGCAGAUUUGGAGUAUGAGCUCACACUUCUUGGAACAGUCUCGCAGCAAUAUGACCCCAUCGUGCCUUUGGCGACCGAAGGCAGCAAGCAACCGCUAUUUCUUCUUCAUCCGGGUGCUGGAGAGUUCCUAUGCUGGAUUGGGCUAUUAAAGUAUCUGCCAGACCGUCCAAUCUACGCCUUGCGCGCCAGAGGCCUUCAUCCUGGUGAAGGUACAUUUGACGGCCUGCAGGAUCUUCUGGACACGUACUACCAAGCCAUUCGCCGUGUACAGCCCAAAGGUCCAUACGCUUUCCUGGGUUAUUGUUUCGGUGGUCUCUUGUGCUUCGAGUUAGCCAAGAUGUUCGAAGAAGCUGGAGAAUCCAUCGUUUUCUGUGGCGGGAUCGACAACCCUCCAAACCUCAAAGUCACCAUGGGACAGGUCCAGUAUCGAACACUGAUGUUUGAAGUGUUGCCGGUCGUAACAGACAUGACCGAGGCAGAGUCCAACUCUUUCAAGGAAGAGACCGCUCACUUGAGCGACGAGGAGUUUUAUGAGGUGCUGUUCACCAAGUUCUCUCCAGAAUUCAUCGAGAACAUGGAUCUGACGGUUCCGCGUCUCCAGGCCUUCGGAAGAGUCGAGGAUUGCAUGCGGCUGAUUGUGGACAAGUACGAACCCAGCGGGCAAGUCAGUACGACAGAUAUCUUUCGUGCUGAUCCCAUGCCGCAUUUCGGCUCUACUCCUGAAGUCUGGAAGAGCGAGGUACUAGGCGGGUGGCGAGGUUUUGUCAAGGAUGAGAACGUCGCGUUCCAUGAUGUCCCUGGAACGCACAUCUCUUUGAUCAAAGAGCCCCUCAUUGCUGACUUCCAGCGAACGUUGAACGAAGCGUUGGAGAAGCGUGGAGUUUGA